GACUCCCCCUCAGCUGGAGUCCCUGGGCCAUGCCCCAGGGGACCCAGCCAGGGGUUGGGCUCUAGAGGGAGGGGGGUGGAGAGGAGGAAGGACGGGGCCUUGGGCGCCUCUGAGAUGCUCCCAAGCGCCAGGGGGGGCCGAGCAAGGCUCAGGCAACCGGGCGGCAGGCAUGAUGCCCUCGCCUAGCGAUUCCAGCCGCUCGCUGACUAGCCGGCCUAGCACCCGGGGCCUUACACACCUCCGCCUCCACCGACCCUGGCUACAGGCCCUGCUCACGCUGGGGCUGGCUCAGGUGCUCCUGGGCAUCCUGGUGGUCACCUUCAGCAUGGUGGCCUCCUCCAUCACCACCACCGAGAGCGUCAAGAGAUCCUGCCCGUCUUGGGCUGGGUUCUCGCUGGCGUUUUCCGGGGUUGUUGGCAUCGUUUCUUGGAAGCGGCCGUUCACUCUAGUGAUCUCCUUCUUCUCUUUGCUCUCCGUGCUCUGCGUCAUGCUCAGCAUGGCUGGCUCCGUUCUCUCCUGUAAAAACGCUCAGCUGGCCCGAGACUUCCAAGACUGCGACUUGGAUGGAAAGGUCUGCGUGUGCUGCCCCUCUGUUCGUCUUCUCCGGCCCUGUCCAGAGUCGGGGCAGGAACUGAAAAUUGCUCCUAACUCCACCUGUGAUGAAGCCCGAGGGGCCCUCAAGAACUUACUCUUCAGCGUCUGUGGGCUCACCAUCUCUGCCGCCAUAAUAUGUACCCUCUCUGCCAUUGUCUGCUGCAUCCAGAUCUUCUCCCUGGACCUUGUGCACACGUUGGCCCCUGAACGCUCAGUCUCAGGCCCUCUGGGGCCUUUGGGCUGUACCUCCUCGCCCCCAGACCCUCUCCUGCACACCAUGCUGGACCUGGAGGAGUUUGUGCCGCCUGUGCCCCCACCACCCUACUACCCCCCAGAGUACACCUGCAGCUCGGAAACAGAUGCGCAGAGCAUCACCUACAAUGGCUCCAUGGACAGCCCAGUGCCCUUGUACCCUACUGAUUGCCCCCCUUCUUAUGAGGCCGUCAUGGGGCUACGAGGAGACAGUCAGGCCACUCUCUUUGAUCCUCAGCUGCAUGAUGGCGCCUGCAUCUGCGAGCGAGUGGCCUCCAUUGUAGACGUGUCCAUGGACAGCGGGUCUCUGGUGCUGUCAGCCAUCGGUGACCUCCCCGGGGGCUCCAGCCCGUCGGAGGACUCGUGCCUGCUGGAGUUGCAGGGCUCCGUGCGCUCCGUUGACUACGUGCUCUUCCGCUCGAUUCAGCGCAGCCGCGCCGGCUACUGCCUCAGCCUGGACUGCGGCCUUCGGGGCCCCUUCGAGGAGAGCCCCCUUCCCCGGCGGCCCCCGAGGGCAGCCCGCUCCUACUCCUGCUCUGCCCCCGAAGCCCCGCCCCCACUGGGUGCCCCCACAGCGGCCCGCAGCUGCCACCGGCUGGAGGGCUGGCCGCCUUGGGUGGGACCCUGCUUCCCCGAGCUGAGGCGGCGGGUCCCCCGGGGAGGCAGCCGGCCAGCUGCGGCCCCUUCCCCCCGAGCCCCGGCUCGCCGCUUCAGCGACAGCUCAGGUUCCCUCACCCCGCCGGGGCAUCGGCCUCCUCACCCGGCUCCCCGGCCACCACUGCUGCUGCCUCGGUCCCACAGUGACCCGGGCAUCACCACCUCCAGCAACACCGCUGAAUUCAGGGACCUUUAUACCAAAGUGCUUGAGGAAGAAGCUGCUUCCGUUUCCUCUGCAGAUACAGGGCUCUGCUCUGAAGCCUGCCUCUUCCGUCUAGCCCAUUGCCCUUCCCCCAAGUUGCUCCGUGCCCGCUCAGCAGAGAAGCGGCGCCCUGUGCCCGCCUUCCAGAAGGUCCCCCUGCCCUCGGGCCCUGCACCUGCCCACUCCCUGGGGGACCUGAAGGGCAGCUGGCCAGGCCGGGGCCUGGUCACCCGUUUCCUCCAGAUGUCCAGGAAGGCCCCAGAUCCCAACGGGAAUGGAGCCCAUGGGCAUAAGCAGGUGCCCCGGAGCCCCUGGGGCCGGCCAGGCCGAGAGAGCCUUCACCUUCGCAGCUGCGGCGACCUGAGUUCCGGCUCCUCCCUGAGGCGCCUCCUGUCGGGCCGUAGGCUGGAGCGUGCUACCCGUCCCCACAGCCUCAGCCUCAAUGGGGGCAGCCGGGAGACCGGGCUCUGACCCGGGCGUCCCCCAACAUCGAACAGAUCCAGAUGAGUGCUGGGGCCACAGCAGCCCCCAGCACCCCCUUGCUCUGGCUGACACAGAGAGAAACCUGCUGAACAGUCCCAGAAGUACCUGUUUCCCUCCUACCUCUAGGGGCUCCUGCUGCUUGCCUCUGCCUUCUGGCCUGGGAGAGCUCCUGUCCUCUGCUGCAUGGGUGUUCAGGCUCUGGGGGGACAUGCCUGUGCUUCUGGUGCUGGAGGAGGAAAAUAAAGUCCAGUUCCUCCGGCGUGACAGUAACUCUGAUUCACCAGGGCUUGUGGCCAGGGCAUAGGCAUGUCCCGGGUGUUUAAGCAUAGGGGGCUGUAUGCCUGUGCAAUGGGGUGGUGAGGCAUGAAGGGUCAGAAAAAUCAGGCUGGCCUCUCAGCUCUACCACCUCUAACUGCAUGACCUUGGGCAAGUUAUUUAACCUCAACUGCCUGAUCCAUAGAACAUUAUGAGGACGAAAGUUUGUAAAGCUCUUAACACAUUAAGCCUUCAAUAAAUUUCAGUUUUUCCCUUCUCUUCUGGAUCA
Odocoileus virginianus texanus is the source of this 2732-nucleotide messenger RNA. RefSeq names its product endosomal transmembrane epsin interactor 3 (gene ENTREP3). The record is from RefSeq and is a predicted model, not a curated record. NCBI's taxonomy places the organism in Eukaryota, Metazoa, Chordata, Mammalia, Artiodactyla, Cervidae. Gene Ontology annotation, cellular component: membrane.